This is a messenger RNA of Chondrus crispus (carragheen), 495 nucleotides long. RefSeq lists its product as hypothetical. The coding region runs from base 1 to 495 and encodes 164 amino acids. The transcript has a single exon. NCBI's taxonomy places the organism in Eukaryota, Rhodophyta, Florideophyceae, Gigartinales, Gigartinaceae. The record is from RefSeq and is a predicted model, not a curated record.
AUGUUAAUUUUAUGCACUGCAUUCCGACACUGCACGCAAAUCAAAACUUCACCAAUGUCCUAUCCAAACAUCCAAGGUUGGGUGGGGAAAGCAGUCACGUUCAGCUACCCUGGGGUGCCUAUGAAAUUGGGGGAACUUCCUGAUAAACUUUUUCUCCCAGUAGGUAUCUUCCACUCAGCUGGAAACUAUGCGGCGUUGCGUAUCAAAAAGAAAAAGACCUGCGUAGGUCGACGCCCUCUUAAGGAAACCAAAUCCGCUUUGCUUGCAUUAUCAAUUUCGAAAGCUACAGAAUUCCAGAUCUUUCUCUGCUAUCCAAGGUCAAGUGCGCUGUCGCUCAACCGGCGGCUGAGCAUUUACGAUAUUGACCGAACCUCCUUCACAAAGCAAGACCACGCGAAGUUCUCUGAAGCAACCGCUUUCUGUCUUCUCAUAGACAGCGUGAUUGUAGCGAGAGUUUUUAUAUUCCCUCUUGCUCUGCGGAAGCCAUCCCGUUGA